AUGUUGUUGCAGAUGGUGGGCCACGUGUCAGGGGCGCACGUGAACCCCGCGGUGACGCUGGGCCGCCUGCUGAGGGGCGGGUUCGGCGCGUGGGCAGCGGCGGGCUACCUGGUGGCGCAGCUGGCCGGCGCCCUGCUGGGCUACCGGCUGCUCCUGGCGGUGACGCCGUCUUCAGCAUCGUGCGAGUGCACUACCGUGCCCGCGGCCGCACUGUCGCCUCUGCAGGCGCUCCUGGUGGAGGCGGCUGGAACUGCGGGUCUGGUGCUGCAGUGCCACGCCUCCUGGGAUGGUCACCAAGCGGGCGUUGCCUCGCUCCAGUUCGGCUUCUACAUGGCGGCCAUCUCCCUAGCGUUGGGUCCUUACACAGGAGGCAGCCUAAAUCCAGCAAGAUCACUGGCUCCUGCCUUCUGGACGGGCAUCUGGACCUAUCACUGGGUCUACUGGGCGGGCCCGCUGCUCGGCUCCGUCGCGGCGACGCUGCUCUACUUGCUGCCACUGGGUGGGCGGGCCUCCGCUGCCGACGCCCCUCCUGCCGCCACUCCCAGCAAUGACAACAAGGCGCCAGUCGGCGGCAAGUGCAUCGUUCCUGCUGUCUGCCUCUAGGGCCUGGAGUCUAGAGCCUAGAGUCUAGGAUCUAGAGCCUAGAGUCCAGAAUCUGGGAUCUAGAGCCUAUAGUCUAGAGUCUAGGGUUUGGAGCUUAUGGUCUAGAACCUACAGUCUAGAGCCCAGGGUCUAGAGAGUAGGGUCCAGAGACGAGCGUCUGGAGUCUAGUGUGGCGUCCGAAGGCAGCAUCGGGCCUCACUAGCCGAGUUCUUCCACCAGCUGUGGUCCCUUGGGCUCUGCUAAUGGUGUCGUGUUCCAGAGACACGAUUUCGAAUAAGAUAAUGCAGAGGAUGAAGCAACAAUUGCGAAAUAAGAGAAAAGAACAUAGUGUCUCGCAUUUUGCGAUGAGAUUUCAGUGCCUUCUACGUACUAAUAUUUAUUUUAUUCCGUAUCUACUUCUGUACUUUGCUAGAAGUUGUACACUGCACAGUGGAGGGUACUUGCCGUGCAAUUGAAAGACUUGCGUCA
Schistocerca piceifrons (Central American locust) is the source of this 1071-nucleotide messenger RNA. RefSeq names its product lens fiber major intrinsic protein-like. Gene Ontology annotation, biological process: transmembrane transport. The coding region runs from base 1 to 603 and encodes 200 amino acids. The transcript has 4 exons. The record is from RefSeq and is a predicted model, not a curated record. Gene Ontology annotation, cellular component: plasma membrane. Lineage: Eukaryota; Metazoa; Arthropoda; Insecta; Orthoptera; Acrididae. Gene Ontology annotation, molecular function: water channel activity.